This is a messenger RNA of Malaclemys terrapin pileata, 9419 nucleotides long. RefSeq names its product RAS protein activator like 2 (gene RASAL2). Lineage: Eukaryota; Metazoa; Chordata; Testudines; Emydidae. The record is from RefSeq and is a predicted model, not a curated record. Gene Ontology annotation, biological process: regulation of GTPase activity. The coding region runs from base 1 to 4278 and encodes 1425 amino acids. The transcript is spliced from 19 exons.
AUGAGUGCGUUUAAAAAGCAGUACCGUCCCUCCGCUGCAGCCUUUAGAAGAUCGUUGUCAGAACAGGGGAGUGGAAGUACAAAAGUUGCAGCUAAUUUGAAGGACUAUCAAUGGUACUACCAAAUGAAGAGUAAGAGGACACAUGAACAAGCUAUUUCAGAUCUAGGGAAGUCACUUGGUGCAUACAGGUGGCAGACGCAUCCCAGGUUUCACUGGAAGGGGAGCAAGAGAGAGUUGUCUCACAGUCUUAAAUGGAAACAUAAUCAGCUAAGUCCUAUUGAAUGCCCUUUGAGGAUGGACAAUAGUGGUGUUGAUGCUCUCCAGGAAGACCCAGCAAGAAAGAUGAGCCAGGCAGAUAGUAUACCAUUUCGAGUUCCAUUCAGCAGGUCUAUGUCUGAGCCUUCACCACACUGGAGAAAUAGAAGUGUAAAGCCAUUUCUGCAACCAGUGCGCUCAGUAGAUUGUGAGCAACAGGGAUAUUUCAUCCAUGGUAUCUUCUCUACACUUUCAAAUGGCUUUUCUAAGAUGUUGACCCGAAAAGGGGAGCCCAGCACUGAGCCAGUGAAUGAAUGGGGGACAGACUGUAAUCAGAUUGAUUUGAAUACAGAUGUGAAAGGGCCACCUACCCACAGACUGUCCUGCGGCCAGUCUCCCUACACUGAAACUACAACAUGGGAGAGAAAAUAUUGCAUCCUGACGGACAGUCAGCUGGUGCUGCUCAACAGGGAGAAGGAGAUGCCUGUGGAGGGGGUACAGGAGCAGCAGGCAGAAUCUACCAAAGGGCGGUGCCUGCGACGUACAGUAAGCGUCCCAUCUGAGGGUCAGUUUCCUGAAUAUCCACCAGAGGGAGCCACUAAGCUUGAGGUCCCAGCAGAGAGGUCUCCUCGCAGAAGGAGCAUCUCAGGAACCAGCACAUCCGAGAAAACCAACUCCAUGGAUGCUUCAAACACCUCUCCUUUCAAAGUCCCCGGCUUCUUCAGCAAACGUCUGAAAGGCUCCAUCAAGAGGACAAAGAGCCAGUCAAAGCUGGACAGGAAUACAAGUUUCCGUCUUCCAUCUCUCCGCAACGCUGAUGACAGGUCUCGUGGACUGCCAAAGCUGAAAGAAUCUCGUUCACAUGAGUCUUUGCUUAGCCCGGGCAGCGCAGUGGAGGCAUUGGAUCUUGGGAUUGAAGAGAAAGUUUUUGUCAAACCGCUUCACAGCAGUAUCCUUGGACAAGACUUCUGCUUUGAGGUAACCUACUCCAGCGGCAGUAAAUGUUUCAGUUGUUCCUCUGCAGCAGAGAGAGACAAGUGGAUGGAAAACCUACGCAGGACUGUGCAGCCUAACAAGGACAACUGCCGUCGAGCCGAGAAUGUGCUCCGUCUCUGGAUCAUUGAGGCCAAGGACUUGGCCCCCAAGAAGAAAUACUUCUGUGAGCUGUGCCUUGACGACACUCUGUUUGCCCGCACCACCAGCAAAACAAAAGCAGACAACAUCUUCUGGGGCGAACACUUUGAGUUCUAUGGCCUCCCGCCCCUCCAUAGCAUCACAGUUCACAUCUAUAAGGAUGUGGAGAAGAAGAAGAAAAAAGACAAGAAUAACUAUGUAGGACUGGUCAACAUCCCCAUGGCCAGCGUGACUGGCCGUCAGUUUGUGGAAAAGUGGUACCCAGUCAGCACACCUACGCCCAAUAAAGGGAAAUCAGGGGGGCCUUCCAUUCGGAUCAAGUCCCGAUACCAGACCAUCACCAUCCUCCCCAUGGAACAGUACAAAGAAUUUGCAGAGUUUGUUACUAACAACUACACCAUGCUGUGCUCAGUGCUGGAGCCUGUGAUCAGCGUGAGGAACAAGGAGGAGAUGGCCUGUGCUUUGGUGCACAUUCUUCAAAGCACUGGCAGAGCCAAGGACUUCUUGACCGAUCUGGUGAUGUCUGAGGUAGAUCGCUGUGGGGAGCAUGAUGUUUUGAUCUUCAGGGAGAAUACACUUGCCACCAAAGCCAUUGAGGAGUACCUAAAGCUGGUAGGACAGAAGUAUCUUCAUGAUGCACUAGGGGAAUUCAUCAAGGCUUUAUAUGAGUCAGAUGAGAACUGUGAAGUCGAUCCCAGCAAAUGUUCAUCCAGUGAAUUAACUGAUCAUCAGAGCAACUUGAAAAUGUGUUGUGAGCUGGCCUUUUGCAAGAUUAUCAACUCCUAUUGUGUGUUUCCUCGUGAGCUGAAGGAGGUGUUCGCAUCCUGGAAGCAGAAGUGCCUCAGUCGGGGCAAGCAGGACAUCAGUGAACGCCUGAUCAGCGCCUCACUCUUCCUCCGUUUCCUGUGCCCGGCUAUCAUGUCCCCUAGUCUCUUCAGUCUCAUGCAGGAGUAUCCUGACGACCGGACAUCUCGCACUCUGACACUCAUUGCUAAAGUCAUUCAGAACCUCGCCAAUUUUGCUAAGUUUGGUAAUAAAGAGGAGUACAUGGCCUUCAUGAAUGAUUUCCUGGAACAUGAAUGGGGGGGAAUGAAGCGCUUUCUGCUGGAGAUCUCUAACCCAGACACCAUCUCAAACACCCCUGGGUUUGAAGGCUACAUUGAUCUGGGCAGGGAGCUCUCAGUUUUGCACUCCCUAUUAUGGGAGGUUGUGUCCCAACUUGAUAAGGGUGAAAAUUCCUUCCUACAGGCGACCGUGGCAAAACUUGGACCCCUCCCUCGCAUUCUUGCUGACAUCACCAAGUCAAUGACCAAUCCUACGCCAAUACAGCAGCAGCUGCGGCGUUUCACCGAGCACAGCUCUAGUCCAAAUGUCAGUGGCAGUCUCUCUUCAGGGCUUCAGAAGAUAUUCGAGGACCCCACUGACGGUGACUCACAUAAACUGAAAUCUCCAACCCAGGAAAAUAUAGAUGGGUAUUUUCGAGGGAAAACCUUACUGUUGGUUCAGCAGGCAUCCACCCAGAGCAUGACUUACUCAGACAAGGACGAGAGGGAGAGCAUACUGCCCAAUGGACGUAGCGUCUCCCUCAUGGACCUGCAGGACCCCCACGCAACUCACAGCGAUCACACAUCCAUCCUGCACGAUGUGCCUUUGCGUCUGGCAGGCAGCCAGCUUUCUAUAACACAGGUGGCCAACAUCAAACAACUGCGGGAGACUCAGAGCACGCCGCAGAGCGCUCCCCAAGUAAGGAGACCGCUGCACCCAGCCUUGAAUCAGCAGGGCAGCCUCCAGCCCCUCUCCUUCCAGAAUCCGGUUUACCAGCUCAACAACCCGCCUCCACCAAUGCCAAAGGCCUCUGUGGACUCCAGCUUGGAGAACUUAAGCACUGCCAGUUCCCGGAGCCAAAGUAACAGUGAAGACUUCAAACUCAGUGGACCCAGCAACAGCAGCAUGGAGGACUUCACCAAACGCAGCACACAGAGUGAGGACUUUACCAGGCGGCACACUGUGCCAGACAAGCAUGUACCUAUGGCUCUGCCCCGCCAGAACAGCACUGGGCAGGCACAGAUCCGUAAAAUGGACCAGGUUGGGUUGGGCGCCAGGGCCAAAGCACCACAGUCCCUGCCACAUAGCGCUUCCUUGCGGAGCACAGGGAGCCUGUCGGCAGCUUCAGGUGCAAUGGUGACAGAGCCAGUUCAGAAUGGGAGCCGGUCACGGCAGCAGUCCUCGUCCUCCAGAGAAAGCCCUGUCCCCAAAGUGAGGGCAAUUCAGCGGCAGCAGACGCAGCAGGUUCAGUCACCUGUGGACUCAGCCACAAUGUCACCAGUGGAAAGGACAGCUGCAUGGGUUCUGAAUAACGGGCAGUAUGAAGAGGAAGAGGUGGAUACAGAGCAGCAUCAAGAUGAAGUCAAGCAUGCUGAGAAGUACGAGCAAGAGAUAGCAAAGCUGAAGGACCGUCUGAAAGUGUCAAGCCGCCGAUUGGAGGAGUAUGAGCGGCGUCUUCUGGUGCAGGAGCAGCAAAUGCAGAAGCUGCUGAUGGAAUACAAGACAAGGCUGGAAGACAGUGAGGAACGACUACGCAGGCAGCAGGAAGAGAAGGACAGUCAGAUGAAAAGCAUCAUUAGCAGGCUAAUGGCGGUCGAAGAGGAGCUGAAGAAGGAUCAUGCUGAAAUGCAAGCAGUCAUUGAUGCAAAGCAGAAAAUUAUUGAUGCACAGGUCAUAAAUGGGGAUGAGAUAAUUCCAACAGGAGAAGCGGAUCGUGUCUCUGGACUCAGCCAACACUCGGCUGAUGAGUGCCCUGACACAGGUGAAGGAGCGCUACAGCAUGCAGGUCCGCAAUGGCAUCUCCCCCACCAACCCCACCAAGCUUUCCAUCACGGAGAAUGGUGAAUUCAAAAACAGCAGCUGCUAACAGGUUAGAUGCUGCUGGCCAUCUUCCCAGGGGCAGGGCAGACGGAAGCAGACUCAAGAAAGCCAAACACAGAUUCCUUACAGGUUUACAGAAUGCUGCUAAAGAAAAACUCUGGAGUGGGGAAAUAUAGCCCACCAUUCAGACCAGGAUAAUAAGGGCAAGGGCCCUCCAUAUCGCUGUGUAUAUACAUAGGGAGCCUGUUGUGGGCCGUGUACAGAAAAUGCCAUUGUAAUAUACCAAAAGGAAGUCAACCAUGUAGAUUUUUUUUUAAUUAUUGCUAUUUUUAUUAUUAUUUUUUCCUCUUGUUCAAAGCACUGCAGUCCUUGGGGAGGAAGAAGAGGAAAAGAGAGGAGUGUGUGUGCGCAUGUCCGGUGUGGGUGAGGGCGUGAGCGAGAGAGACAGAAGCAGUUGGUUACUUAGAAGCUGUACAUAUCAGGGUGAUUGAUACAAGCACAUGGAAUGAAGUGAAAUAUUAGUUAAAUGAAUUAUAAAAGAAACUCGUCUGCCAAUUUUAACCUUCUCUUCCCCAGUUCUUUAACUGAAUACGAACUCCACACCCAACCUUCAUGCAGGCUUCUGUAUCUGCUAUUGCUAGAAUAUAGGCAAAAGGCUAUUCCAGUCUCUCUGAGCAUACUGGGUAGGAACUCUUUGGAGCAGUAAGCUCAUCUCCUUGUGGUCUGCCCAAAGCCAGGCUUUUCACCUAAUAGACAAAGGGAAUUGGCAGUUUUAAAGGUGGGAUAUUUUUACCCCAGUUAUAGUAAGGUUUGAUGUUUCCUUUUUAGAGUUUACAGAACUGUAAAUACCUGUGUUUUUUGACCUUCAGUCCAAUUCCCAGUGUGCACACAGUCCAUUGUCUCAAUGCAAUAGCUAUCCAAAUCUGUUCUCCACUCUCCAUUGGAAAUAAUCAGGUUAGUACUCUAAGGAAAGGGCUAACCAAAGGGCAUCCAGGCUCCGUGCAAUAGAUCCGUGAACGUAAAAUAAAACUUUCCUAGUUUGUUUAUUUUUAAUUUUGUCUUGUUCAGUUUCACUUUCACCAUUUCACACAUUGGGUUAUCAGAUAUCACAACAUCCAGAGAUGCUUUCUCCAGACUAUGCAUGAUUUUUUAACAUCUCCAUCCCACCCAAAUUAAAUUUGCCUUUCUAGUAAUGUUUUUUGAUUUCUGUACGUAUCCAGUUUGCCUAGGUGAGUUUACAGCUGAACCUCAAUGUCCCCCAUAAUGUUGCGCUUGCGUCUCACAGGAGUAAACUUUUGCAGGAUGUACAUGAACGCUCAUCCCGAAAUUAAAAAGUGACUUGUGGGAAGGAAGAUUCUGUAAUAUCACGUCAUACAAGAUUAACAGGAAUUACACAGUAUUGCCAACUCUCGUGGUUUUACUAGCGGUCUCGGAAUACUUAGUGUGUUGUUUUUUUUAAAUCCCCAGUUUCUGGAGUCAAAUGAUUGUGAGAAUCUCCACUUUCAGUUUGUAAAAAGAUAUGUUUUUAGCUCUUGUUAUUGCAGAGAAAAGCAUGAACGUGUGAAUCCUAAAAAUUCAACACAAAGUAAGUAAAAAGGACCCCAAACUAGACAAAUUCAAAUUAGAAAUUAGGUACAAAUUUCCAACAGUGGGGGCGAUGAACUAUUGGAACACGCUACCAAGGGAAGUGGUGGAUUGUCCAUCUCUUCAUGUCUUUAAAUCAAGAUUGGAUACCACUCUGGAAGAUGCGUGUUAGUCAGACACCAGUUAUUGGGCUCAAUCCCCAGGAGUAACUGGGUGAAAUUUGAGGGCCCGUGUUAUGCAGGAGGUCUGACUAAGUGAUCUGAUGGUCUGUUCUGGCCUUAAGUACUAUGAAUCUAUGAAAACUUACUGUUUUUAAAAUCUUGGGAUUUCUAAGCCAAUCUCAUGACUUUUGGGGGCCUGAUUUGAAUUCUCUGACCGCUCGGGGUUGGCAAUAUUGACAAUGACCUUAAUUCAGAGUCGUUUGUCCAAGUUUGUUUGCUGUUUAGAAAUGAAUUAGCCUAACUCUUUAGGCAGAUUCUAUUUCUUUGUUGUAAAGCGCAAUAUGUUAACUGUGCAAGUUAAAAGUUACUUCCAUUAAACAUACUCUCACACACAUAUAUGUACAUCUAUAACUAUGCACAAAAACAGAGAGACCAUAUCUCCUGUACUGUAGGACAUAUAAAGUAAAAGUGUAUGAAUCUCUCUUAGUAAGACCUUGGUAGCUACUUCCAUUGAGAGGUAGAAAACUUACCUGAAGUGAGUAAGAAUUUAUUUUUAACGUUCUUUCAGCUCAAAGCUGCUUCCUCCGCCUACUUCUCAAACAUGCUAGGUACUAAAGAGCAAGGAGAGGUCCUGCUUAAUGUUCUUGAAGCAGCACAGACAAGUUUGUGGAGGCUUCUGUGCUAAUGGGACCAUGUACUGGAUCUGCACAGUAGUGAUUUUUAAAAAAACUUUCCAAACUAUGUUUUCCAACUCUGGGUCAUUGUGACCCCUGCUAUUUUCUCCCUUGGGAGCUGUGCCUUUCACCCUCUCCUCCUAACCAUGUACCAAGGCGGCAGUCAUAGUAACAGCUGUGAAUCCAUUUGUCUAUUGUGAGUAGCUCUCAUAUUUUUGCGAGAAGCUGUUGUCCCGUGAAACCCCUUUUAGCUCAGCAUUUUUGUGUGGCUUGCAGGCAGCUACCGCACGCCUCCCCCCUGUGUUAUAUAGCUGCACCCAAAUUCAGUGAAGUUCACUAUAUAAUUACCCCAGAUUAUAUUCACCCAGCUGUGCUAUGCAAAAUCUUUUUCCCAAAAGCAGCCCUGUAGAUGGGUGUGUACUUUAAUCAUAUAGUAUAUAAAGCAUGUGGUGUGGGUGGGUUUUUUCUCUGAAGUUCAAGAUUAAGGAGCAAUUGAAUGCUUUGUCUAUGCAUUAUUUUGUGGGGGCUAGAAGAAGGUUUACAAGGACAUACAGACUCCAGUCGAAAUGUCAUUCUAGUGGUGCUAGGCUAAUGCUACUGAGGGAGCUGGAGCUGACCAGAGCCCACUCUAGCCUUAUGGUAAUCCACAGUCACUGUUUGAGAUGUGUGAUUAGAUGGUGAAGGCUCUUGGGAAUGUAUUGUGCAUUUGCCUUUGUGUAAGGUUCACAUAGGCUUCUGCCAAGAAAUUCAAGAGGGACAGCAUCUUUUGAUGCAUAUCAUAUCAAAUCAUCAUCAUCAAAUACACAUGGCCUACUGAGGACCAUUGCACCACCAGAGUUGAUGGCAUCGUACCUGGCAUCAUAGAGUGAAGUUCCCAACUUUGGGCUGCCUCCAUGAGUGUGUCUGUGUUGUAGAGGCAUUGGGACAGGGCUGCUAAUGGAAAAGGAAGGCGAGGAUUCCUUGUCCCAAACUCUCUGGUCCCAUCGGUUUCUAUUAAGCAUCACAGUUUGUGGUUAAACAUUAUUUGCCAACUGAUUCUCCAAGCCUCAACCUAAAACUGUAGCUUUCCACUGUCUGUGAUUUUCACUAAAUCUAAUUUCCUCACUCUUCAUCUGAGCUGUGCUGAGUGAGAGAGGGAGUUUACAAUAUACCUUUGCAUUCUCAACAGUUAUCACAGUGACACACAGGCCUCAGGCCAACAGACAUCUCUGUGGCCAGCCAUUGACUGUGUGCUUGUGGUGCUAUUUCUUGCCCCAGCUCCUUGAGAGAGAGAGAGAGAGAGAGUGUAGAAGCACUACUUGUAUCCCUGUGUGAUGGAGCUAACUGUGACCUUGGGGAUUAGGUGCUUGCUGGCCACAUCCAUGACUCUUGCUUUAUGGUGGUCCCUCAAAAAAGACAAAUUAACUGAGAGACCUUUCCUAUACCAGCCAGUUCGAUUUCUGAAUUUUAAAUAAAAACUCUUGACCUGCUUGUGGUGUUGCAGUUAAGCACAAUAGCAUGUGUUGUGCUCUGGCGCUUUGUCAAAUUCUGAAUGCUAUAUGCUGUAUUGAUGAGGGACGAAAGUAAUCAUACUGGCAAGAGAAGCAGUAAAUAUCUCAGGAGAGGAGGGGAUGCUAAGGGUGAGUGAAUGGCCUAAACGUGGCCUAAUCUAAAGGACCCUUCUUCGCAACACAGGGAAUUCAGGUCCUAAAGAAGGAAAAGGGGUGGGAGUUGGAGUCACUAAGCAUCUACUGUUUUUUCUUCAGUGUAUAGAAAUGGGUAUUCAUGUAUAUAAAUACAUACACAGCUGCAUAUAGCUGCACAUUUCAAACAUUCUCUUAGAAACCCUCUCAUAUCAUGAGAAAACUCUGAGUAGGGUGGAGAGAGAUGUGCAUAUUUCCUAGCUAGUGGACAUAGGUUGUGUUCUGUGGUUGGAUAACCUCUAUAUUCGGCCAUCCCAGAAAUGUUUUUCUUUUACAUUGUUGCAAAUGCUUUGGCAUAUUUUUUUUAACCUUUUGCAUUAAUUUCGUGCUCUAAUGCGAGUUCAAACCACCAGCUUUUAACUAACCAAUGGGUCAGUGAUUUAACAGUGGUGUAUGUUAGCCAUAGUCAUUUGCUGAGUCACCAAUGUGAUAUAUGUACAAAUCCUAUUUAUGUGUUCUGUAAAAAUGUCUACAUCGUUCUUGGGGAACAAUUCAUGUCUAUGUUAAACCAUUACAUGUAUAUUUAUAUUGUUGAUUAACAUUAACCAAAUAGGACAUUAACUGGUCAACCACUAUUCUCCAACAGUGUGCGUGAUAGAUUUAAAGGGUUAAAUUUAGGAUGAUGCUUUUAGACACUUCCUUUCCUACAUUAAAUUAGCUCCCAUGAGAGAGAGAGAAUGUCAUUGUGAAUCACUCCUGCCAGGAAUCCUACCUGUACAAAAAUAGAUUUUCUAUCUCAAGGGCCUUAAUGAGAGUGUUACUACACAGGACUAUUUUACAAUGAUAUCUCUAAAUAAUUUAUUUUUUAGUUCAACAAAUUACACCUUAAAAAAAGUAAUAAAGUUGGUUUUCAAAACCAUAUUUUUAUGCUAGUAGCACUGGACUGUUCGGUCUCUGAGCUCCAUCUCUGCAUUUCAUUGUCUGGGUUUGUUCUAAAGAAGAUUUAUUUUUGUUCUGUGAAUAAUUUUUCCAAGGUUCUUGUAUAUGUACAGAUAUAGAUACAUUUGAGGUCUUUUAUUGAUAUUCCUACAAAGAAUACAAAUAAACUUUAACUUUAAACAGUU